This is a messenger RNA of Geosmithia morbida, 1896 nucleotides long. RefSeq lists its product as uncharacterized. The coding region runs from base 1 to 1896 and encodes 631 amino acids. Gene Ontology annotation, cellular component: nucleus. NCBI's taxonomy places the organism in Eukaryota, Fungi, Ascomycota, Sordariomycetes, Hypocreales, Bionectriaceae. The transcript is spliced from 4 exons. Gene Ontology annotation, biological process: regulation of DNA-templated transcription. Gene Ontology annotation, molecular function: transcription cis-regulatory region binding; DNA-binding transcription factor activity, RNA polymerase II-specific; zinc ion binding. The record is from RefSeq and is a predicted model, not a curated record.
AUGGUUUCCAGUCCCAAGAGGUCGACUUCCCAGACAUAUGGACGGGCAUGCUUGAAUUGCUCCCGGUCCAAGUGCAAAUGCGUGCCAAGAAGCGGCUCGCGACGCUGCGAGAGGUGUCACCGUCUCGACAAACAGUGCGAACCUGGAACGGGGACUCGAGCUAUCAGCGCGAAGCGGAACAAUCCCAUCUCCCGCAUCGACCAACUUGAAGGCAAGGUCGAUGAGCUCGUCUCUCUUCUGGGAUCGUCAUCCGGUCACGGACGCGCAGAGAGCUCCUCGGACGCCAAUGCCGUCUCCUCCAACACCAAUUCGAACCCAUCCUUCAUAACACCCUACGGCUCCAACUACAGCUCACCGGCAGGACUGUCCGCCACCGGUGAAACCGAGUCAUCCGUGCCAUCUAAUGCUGCUGCUUCUGCUGCUGCUGCUGCCACAUUUCAUCCGCUAUCGUCAUCGUCACUGUCUGGCUUGCUGGACCCGAGACUGCCGGAAAGCGAAGCACAGAGCUACUACGUCGACUUUCAAAAAACUCACCUCAAGUAUUUUGCCUUCCUGCAUCUUCCAGAAGACUACCGUCAACUGCGCCGCCAAAGGCCCUUUCUCUUCCUCUGCAUCAUGACGGCGGCAUGCCCGUCCAUGAACAAGAAGUUUGAGCUGGGCGAGAAGGCCAAGAGGGCGCUGACAGACCACAUCUUCCUGGGGAAUCACCCGGGUGCUGUCAAUGUCGACCUGCUGCUCGGCCUGCUUGUGUUCCUAUGCUGGGGACGUGACUAUCUUCUCAUGGGAACGGCCACCAGGGUCCCGCGCUUCACACAGAUGGCCAUGACGCUGGCAUUCGAUAUGCGCCUCAACAAACCGCCACAGGAGGAGUUGAGUAUCCUGCCUGGUGGACCCGGUGCCGGCACUACGACGACUCCUCGAACCAUGGAGGAGAGACGUGCUGUUCUGGCAACUUUUGUCAUGAGUUCUGUCGUCGCCUCAUAUUCCAGCCAGAUCGACGCCAUGCAAUGGACCCCGCACAUGGAUGAAUGUCUAGAGGUCAUGAGCCAGAGUAAAGAAUGCAUCUAUGACGAGAUCUUUGCCUUGCAAGUUCGGGCACAACGAGUGGCCGGCGACGUAGAAAGCGCCAAGGGCACCGUGAUAUCAUCGUCACCAAACUUCUACAUGUCGCUCCUUAAACGAAGUCUAGGCGAUAUCAGAACCAGUAUAAGGCCGGAACUGAAGAGGCACGACGUCCUCUUAGCCUCGCUGUACUACGCAGAACUGAGCAUAUUCAGCCUGAUCCCGUCGAUGAAGGAUGCCCCGGCCUUCCAAAGGCUCGAGUGCCUAUACUCGUGCCUCGAGACGUCGAAGCGGGCCGUCGACGACCUCCUCGCCAUACCGGCUGAUGAGCUGAUCGGCGCGUCGUUCCCCUUCUUCGUCUACAUAGCGCGGUACAUCAUCGUCCUCUGGAAGCUGUCGACGCUCAACGAUCCCAACUGGGACACAGCCCUCGCCCGGUCCACGGUCAACGUCGUCGACGUGCUCAACCGCCUCAUCGACAAGCUACAGCACUCCAAGAUCUCGCGGCCUCACGAGCCGGGCGACUGCUGGCCCCAAAAGGCCGUCAUGCUCUUCGCCAAGACGCGCGAUUUCUGUGCCAGCAACAUGGCCAACCCACCUCCCGCACCUCCUCCUCCUCCUCCCUCCGGUCCUCAACCGUCAGGUCAGGAAGCCAACGCAGACGGAGGUCGUUUCCAUAUCAACACCGCCGCCAACAGUAACAACAACGGCCAAGGUCAACAGCAACCGGUCGACAUGGCUACUGCCGCCACAUUUGACGCUGCCCUCUGGCAGGCAGACUGGCCGGCAGAUGAUUUUACCUGUAGUUUCCUGGGCGAAAACUGCUUUAUAUAA